AUGGUAUCUGUGGGCAAACAAGAAGAGUUCAACAGGCUGGGUUGGAGAAUCGGUGCAGAGUCCAACCGUAAUGACCUGGGCGAUGAAGUUGCUCCCAGUGGGGCUUUGCCGUUUGCAGAGAGCGGCUGUGGUGUCUUUGUCAGCUCCUUGACGCGCGGCUGCGCAUCUGCUCAAGAACGGCCCUACACUUCCCGUCCGUCCAGAACACAACAGCUAGCAAACCCAAAGCUGGUUCCAGAGCUGAUGAGCGAUGUUCCGAAUGAUUUAUUGCGAACCAAAGGCGUAGCUGAUGAGCAACUGGCAUUGAAGGAACGUGAACGGGGCCGCAAUAGGGAAGACUCAGACUAUGAUAGAGACCAUGACGAUGCGACUCACCGGCGCCCUGAAAAACGGUUGGAGAAACAGGUCGCGAAGCCUGAGUAUGGAUCGGAGUUCAAUCGCAAAGCACAGGCGAUCCUUAACCCCAAGGGCUCUGGAUCGAAACAGCCGAUAUCCAGAUCGUGGCCGUGCUCGUCAUCCACGCAGCUCCGAGAGAGCCCGAAGUAA
Histoplasma mississippiense is the source of this 546-nucleotide messenger RNA. RefSeq lists its product with no specific name. The record is from RefSeq and is a predicted model, not a curated record. Lineage: Eukaryota; Fungi; Ascomycota; Eurotiomycetes; Onygenales; Ajellomycetaceae. The transcript has 5 exons. Bases 1 to 546 code for a protein of 181 amino acids.